GUGCCUUCCAGCGAAUUUACACGAUUAAACCCGCGAUUCAAAGCAAACAUUGAGCGGUGUGAUUCACAGAUAUUAAUCGUCUCUAGUUCUCAACUCAAGGCCACUUCUACCAAAGCACCAAUUGCAAAAGACUGAACAUGGUGGAAUUAAAGAGUCUUCCUGUCCAUACAGGGACGUCUUACGAAGACCACUCCGGCAUCUCAACCGCCUCGUUCUCCAAUCCAUACGACGCCCUCAUUGAAGCCUGCAGCAACGAUGUCACCCAAAUCCAAAGCCGCUAUGCAACCCACAGGGAGACUCGUAACACUCAACAAAAGUCCAAACUCCUCGCCAAAGAUUUUCCCGGUGUCAACAUCGACCCCAUCCUCCUCCGUCUGGAGGACGCAACCGUCGAGCCAAACUUCGUGGACCCUCGUCAUUGCCUCGUCUUCUGGGCCCGCCCAACUGAGAAGAUCAAGGACAUCAUCCAGCACGUCCAGCAGGAGCUAUUGACCGUUGCACCGAAUCUCUGGCUAAUGCCACGCCCAAACCUCCACAUCACCGCCCUGGAAGUAACCCACUCCAAGCAAGCCCCGGAGAUCUCCUCCCUCGUCACCUCCCUCACCUCCGCCAUCCCCUCAAUCGUAGACUACACCUACGCCCACCGCACGCGGCUAAUCAAGCCCACCAUCAGCUUCGACGCCUCGGCGCUAGCCCUCUCGUUCGUCCCCGCUGCGGGCGAGAAAGCGGCGUCGGAUGCUAAGAAUGAUGAUACGUAUACGUAUCACCAUCUACGAAAGGAUUUGUAUGCGUUAGUGGAGAAGGCGGGCGUGCAGGUGGAUUCGAGGUAUGUGGUUCCGUCGAGCCAUUUGACGAUUGGGAGGUUCAUCUACGGGAAGGACUUUGAGGGGGAGGAUGGGAGGGUGGAGCAUGAGAAGAUUGAGGCGUUCAUUAGCAAGAUUGAGGAGGUUAAUGAAUGGUUGAGGAGGGAGUUUUGGCCGGAGGAGAAUGGUGGGGAGGUUCCUGAGGGUGGGGAUUGGAUUGUGGGACAGGAGAAGGGGUUGGUGUGUCGUUAUGGGACGCUUUGGUAUGGAGGGGGUCAUACGGUCUCUGAGGGCAAAGGGUUCUGAUGUGCUCAGGUCAAAAAAGGUGGAGUGGUGAUAGAGAUGGUGAAG
This is a messenger RNA of Aaosphaeria arxii CBS 175.79, 1154 nucleotides long. RefSeq lists its product as uncharacterized. The transcript is spliced from 4 exons. Lineage: Eukaryota; Fungi; Ascomycota; Dothideomycetes; Pleosporales. Bases 138 to 1109 code for a protein of 323 amino acids. The record is from RefSeq and is a predicted model, not a curated record.